Molecule: messenger RNA, 2985 nt
Organism: Daucus carota subsp. sativus
Lineage: Eukaryota; Viridiplantae; Streptophyta; Magnoliopsida; Apiales; Apiaceae
Product: beta-galactosidase 13
Exons: 18
Coding region: 162-2663 (833 amino acids)
Biological process (GO): carbohydrate metabolic process
Cellular component (GO): vacuole; cell wall
Molecular function (GO): beta-galactosidase activity; carbohydrate binding
Source: RefSeq, a predicted model, not a curated record
ACCCAUAUGGAACAAGACAGCCCUUGUCACCUUCUUUCUUUUCUUUUUAUUUCAUUUCAUUGAUUCUCGCACCAUUUUUUUAAAAUUUCUACACAUUAGUUCCACUCUUGUGUAGUCUAGUUCCUGAGAAUCUGAGUGUAAUAAAUAUUUUUGGUCUUGUCAUGGGGUUGCAUAGUCCAAACAUACUGUUAGUUCUGAUAACAGCAUUGUUAGCUAAGUCAUUAGUAGUUGUCGAUGCAACAGAGCCCGCGAUUUCAUACGACGCCAGAUCUCUAAUCAUCAAUGGAAACAGGGAGCUGCUUUUUUCGGGUUCAAUUCAUUAUCCCCGUACUCAACCUGAGAUGUGGCCGGAUCUUUUUGAGAAGGCGAAACUUGGAGGCAUAAAUGUUAUUCAGACUUAUAUUUUCUGGAACAUCCAUGAAGCUGUUAAAGACAAGUUGACGUUUGAAGGCAAUGCAGAUAUAGUAAAAUUCUUCAAAGUGGCUCAAGAGCAUGGCUUGUGGGUAUGCCUCCGUGUUGGUCCUUACAUUGCAGCUGAAUGGAAUCAAGGAGGAUUUCCAUAUUGGCUGAGAGAAGUUCCAGACAUCAGUUUCCGUAAUUAUAAUGAGCCUUUCAUGUUCCACAUGAAAAAAUUUACGGAGAUGGUGAUAAACAUGAUGAAGAAAGAGAAAUUGUUCUUACCUCAAGGAGGCCCUAUCAUCCUGAUGCAAAUAGAGAAUGAGUACGGCGCAGUCCAGGCAACAUACAGACAAGAUGGGGAAAAAUACAUUAACUGGGCAGCUGAAAUGGCAACCGGUCUGUACAACGAAGUCCCCUGGAUUAUGUGCAAGCAACCAAAUGCCCCACCUCUAGUGAUAGAAACAUGUAAUGGAAGGCACUGCGCAGAUACAUUCAAAGGGACUAAUGGUCCCAACAAGCCUCUGAUGUGGACUGAGAAUUGGACCGCUCAGUAUCGAGCAUUCGGGGAUCCACCAUCUCAGAGAUCAGCGGAAGAUAUUGCUUUCUCAGUUGCUAACUUCUUUGCCAGGGGUGGAAGUUUCGUUAACUACUACAUGUACUAUGGUGGGACAAAUUAUGGGAGGGUGAGUUCAUCUUUUGUGACAACUAGAUACUACGAUGAAGCUCCGCUUGAUGAAUUUGGCCUCCGAAGAGAUCCAAAGUUUGGUCACCUUCGAGAUGUGCACAGGGCUUUAAGGUUGUCUAAGAAAGCUCUGUUCAAGGGGGCAAAGAGUGAGCAAAAAAUCAACGAACAUGUCAGGGCAGUUAUUUAUGACAAGCCGGGAGAUGCAAGCAUUUGUGCAGCUUUUCUGAUAAACAACAGUACCAAGAUUCCGGCCACAGUGAAAUUCAGGGAAUUGGAUUUUUACGUGCCUGCUAAAUCCAUCAGCAUUCUACCUGAUUGCAAGACUGUUGUAUAUAACUCUGAUACGGUUGUAUCCCAACAUAAUUCGAGAAAUUUCGUUACUGUAAAUACAGACAAUAAUCUAGACUGGGAAUUCUACCGUGAACCGAUCCCAACAAUCGAGACUUUACCUAUUAAGAACCCAACACCCAUUGAGCUAUAUUCUUUGACAAAAGAUGUUUCAGACUAUGCAUGGUACAGCACCAGUGUCAAUUUUGAUCGACGGGAUCUACCAAUGAGGCCGGACGUGUUGCCAAUCAUGCAGAUUCAGAACAAUGGUCAUGCCAUGGUUUCAUUUCUCAAUGGAGAACUUGUAGGAUUUGCUCACGGGAAGUUGGAUGCAAAGAAAUUUACGCAAGAGAAACCAGUAAAUCUUAGGCCAGGAAUCAACCACAUAUCAUUAUUGUGCAUGACAUUAGGGAUCCAGAACAGCGGAGCUCACAUGGAGAAGAGAUGGACAGGACCCGACAAUCUUGUGAUCAAAGGCCUCAACACUGGAACGCUUGAUCUCACCGACAAUGACUGGGGGCACGAGGUUGGUGUCAAUGGAGAGAAGCUUGAAUUGUUUACAGAGGAGGGAGCACAGAAAGUAAAAUGGGAGCUAGAUACAGGACUAGGAACUCCAGCAACAUGGUAUAAGGCAUACUUUGAUGCUCCGCCAGGAGACGAUCCUCUUGCUAUUACCAUGGACUCAAUGCAGAAAGGACAAAUGUGGAUCAAUGGCAAAAGCAUUGGACGUUACUGGGCAUCGUUUAUUACACCUCUUGGGAAGCCUUCCCAAUCUGAGUAUCAUAUUCCAAGGGCAUUUUUGAAACCAACAAAGAACCUUGUUGUGGUAUUUGAGGAAGCAGGAGGAAUCCCUCAUAAUAUUACAAUCUUGACGGUGAACAGAGACACAAUAUGCACUUUCUUAAGAGAGACCACUCCACCUUCAGUUCAUCAAUUCGAGAGGAAAGACAACCAGUUGCGACCUAUUGUCGAUGACUUAAAAGUAGGCGCUCGACUUGAAUGCCCUCCCGGUAAAGUCAUGCAGAGAGUGGAGUUUGCGAGCUUUGGCGACCCAGUUGGUGCCUGUGGAAUGUAUAGUCAAGGAAAAUGCCACUCUCCCAACAGCCAGAAAGUUGUUGAAGAGCAUUGUUUGGGAAAGAGUUCCUGCACUAUUCCACUCAAGAGGGAAGCUUACGAUCAAAAGGAGCAGGAUACUUGCCCAGAAACAUUCAAGGUGUUGGCUGCCCAAGCACUGUGUGUCGCCACACCCUAGAGAGAGAUAUAGAUAGAAUGCGUUUUCAGAGGAGAAUUUCUUUCAGGACUUUCCUUUCUAGAAGGGAAAAAUGGAGGAGUUUGAAGCUUCAGGUGCAAGAUAAUAUCAUCAGGUUUUUUGUAAUGUGUUAGUACAAAUUAUUCAUCAUAAACCAAGUAGAAUCUACUUAUUCUGAAUUUGAGAAAAUCGGAUAGACAACUAAUGCUAAGAGUUGCAUCGCCUGCACUGUGUGUGUAAAGCUCAACUACUUGUCGGUUUUGACACCAUUAUCAAUUGCGAAAGGAAGUCUCAGCAUAGUAGACAGUUCUUUCAUUUCAGAUUC